AUGAUUGAAACAUGCUCAAAAAGAUGCAUGUUAUUUGGAACCGUCUGUUUAGGAGUAUUGACGAUAAUGGUCUUGAUAUUAGAGUCACAUUUAGCUGAUUCUUUGUCUGGCAGUCACAAAAUGAAAAAUAAAACUUUCCCGACAGAGAAUAACUCAACUUGUUGGCAGCAUCAACCUUUCACCAUAAUUAGUGAAUGCCAUCCUUGUUCAGACUUUGAAAUAAGAAGUAAGAGUAUAGGAGUUUGCAUACAUACUAGCUUUAAAGAGAUAUUAAAAUGUGAAAAUGGUGAAACUGUCACUAGAAGUUGUGAUCGAGUUGCCUACUUAGAAGAGAGAGCAUAUUGGAAGUUUACAAUAUGGUCCUUUGUAAUUGGUGCUGCAUCAUCAAUGGCUGUCAUGUUACGAUUGAGAGUUCUAAAUUACAGAGCAAAAAGACGUGCAAGACAGGUUCUUAGCAAUGGUUCCAUUAAUUAA
Molecule: messenger RNA, 474 nt
Organism: Arctia plantaginis
Lineage: Eukaryota; Metazoa; Arthropoda; Insecta; Lepidoptera; Erebidae
Source: the annotation of a GenBank genome assembly